UAAUGCGGUCGAGUUGCUACAACUGUGCUGGAAGCUGUAGCAAGCGAACGAUUAACAGCAUUACAGUCCGAUUAUAAAGGUUGCACAACUAAGAAUCUUUAUACACAGCAGAAGCGUAUAUAGAUUGGAAGCUCGGAUAAAGUUGGAAAAGCCAGUAACAGUGAUUAACGUUGAACAGGAGCAGUGCAUAGAUCUGGUGUUAUAAUUACCGUCUUGUGCAGGUCAAAUUUGAUAAGAUCGUAACGCGAGGACGAUCUACGGUAAUAGAAAGUGUAACAAAGUAAAAGAAGGGAAAGGAAAAAAAGCACAAUAAUAUCUAGCAUAUUGUGCAGAAUUUAUGGUUGUGCAUGGUUGAUUAUUAAACCAACGAAACGUGAAUGUGUGCAACCGAAACAGUGUACUUGUGCAAAGUGUUGGCGUGUGGUGCGGAAGCGGUUACAUGAGAAUUAGUUCACACAUUUUAUCCCAAGUGGAACGUAACUCAUCCGUGCGAAGUGUAUGUUAGUGUUUUUGUGGUGAAGAACCGACAAACGUUACCACUACACACGUUUAGUAGUACGAGUCCGUAGGCAUACUGCCACAGAAUGACACCUGUUCUAAGCCGUCUACGGACGGUCAGCACAUUUGUGCUUUGUGCAUUUGUGCCAAUGGCAAUGUCUAUGAUAGUGAUCGAUAGUAAACCUUACGAUACUGGUCCUUGGGAUAUUUCAUCGGAUCCUUUGGUGGACACAACGACGGAGCUAAACUUUUAUUCGCUCCCGGACAAUACAACCGUAGCCGCCCCGAUGCACUUAACGCUGGACGAAAGAAUAGAGCUGGAGAAGCUCACCUGGCACUGGUAUCCUUGGCGAAGGAUUAACUACGAUGUACUGCCCGACGGAAAGAAGGUGCAGGUAUUUUGCUCCGGCGGUUCCUCUAUGGACGAUUUGCCCGAUGACAUAUUUACGCAGGAACAACGAAUGCAGGGUGCUAUCGUGCUUCACUUCGUUGGAGCGAUCUAUUUCUUUACGAUGGUAGCGUACAUUUGUAGCGAAUAUUUUCUACCAUCGGUUGAGUGUAUUUGCGAGGAUCUUAAUCUCACACAGGAUGUUGCAGCCGCUACUUUUAUGGCCGUCGCUUCCACCAUGCCGGAGUUCUUUACCAACACCAUCAGUACCUUCAUUGCAGAUUCCGACAUGGGACUCGGGACGGUUAUGGGAUCGCUGCUCUUUAACACACUCGGUGUGGCAGGAUUGGCUGGGUUGGCAACGAAAUCGCCCGUUCAGUUGGACUGGUGGCCGUUAACGCGUGACUCGAUCGUGUUCUCAGCACACGUUGCGCUACUGAUUGGAUUUGCGUGGGAUGGUCGCAUCUACUGGUACGAGGCAAUGGUAUUCUUCAUCCUGUUUUUCUUCUACUUCGUGCUGAUGUUUCAAAACAAGCGACUAAUGAAGAUUGCGAAGAAGUACAUAGAGGUGAAGUGGAAUUUGUGUGCGCGCGUCAUUCGCAACAUCGAGGAAGACGAAAGGAUCGCAGCAGAGGCGCAGAUACAGCAGGAAGUUGCUACCAUUCCAAAUCUUGCUCGAAAAACGCUCGAGAAACCAGCCUUCCGCGCAUCGACGGCUUCCAUUCUGUCCGAGCAAAUGGCUGAGACAAAGAUGAAGAUGGGCGAAUUACAGAUUCCCGCUCGACAUGUUGUAGAUGAUCCUGGCGAGUAUGAUGAUAUGACACUGUGGAAGAUCUCGUCCGAAACUUGGUAUCGGGCGGUUUGGUGGUGGUACAGUUGGCCACUACGCUUCAUCACCUACUUUACCAUCCCGCCACCUGCAAGGAUGCGAAAGUGGUACCCAUUAACGUUCAUCAUGUGCAUCGUAUAUCUUGCCGGGUGCGCCUUCAUGACCUUCUGGUUGCUCUCAAUCAUUGGGUACACUUUCGACAUUCCGGAGUCGGUGAUGGGUUUGACGUUUCUGGCCUUUGGUGGUUGCAUGCCGGAAGCCGUGUCCGCAGUAUUGGUUAUUCGCUCUGGCAGCGGUGCUAUGGGUGUAUCAAAUGCGAUGGGUGCCAACUCGCUCGCAAUCUUAUUUUCGCUCGGUUUGCCAUGGUUCAUCCGCACGCUGGCUGAUGGCGGCAGUGGUAACAAUUCGUAUCUUGUCAUUGCCUCGUACGGAAUGCAAUACUCCAUCAUUGCACUGCUCGGUGCAACUGCCUGGCUGUACAUAGUUAUCUACAUAGCUGUGUACAAGUUACGAAAGAGCGUCGGCUUGAUUUUGUUCCUCGGAUACGGUAUCAUUGUUGCCUUUAUGAUCCUGAACGAGCUGGAUGUUAUCAUACCAUCCGGUGAGGAGUGCUAGUAGCGUACCGUUUUAGGCAAUACCUACGAAACAUAAUAUACUCGCAGUAGACAACGGCAACAUUUCUACUCUCAAUCGGCGGCAGCCACUGGAAUACUCCCUAACAAAAUGCUCAAGCCCUGUCCUGAAGUGUCCAGAAGCUCAGCAAAAUAGUCUUUGAGUGAUGAUUAGUGUUAAGAUCACAUACAGAUACCAAUUUGAUUAGUUUUACUAGAUUCAUUCUGUUCCGUUCCCUUCCCAAGGAUGUGCCCAUUUUGUUAUCGCAGCGUAGAUCGCAGCUAAUUAUGGUAGUGUUAGUUAAGCGUAGAAUGUUUAGAAAAUUAUAGUACCACCUUCCAAUCACCGCAAACAGCAGGGCCUUUUGUUUUUCGUUGUUCAUUGUUGCUUUCUUUUUUUGAGUUAUGUUAGUUACGUUUGACCAGAUGGAUACUCCACCAGCCCACUAACGCUGGGCUUUGUUUGACGUUUGUUUAUGUACACUGCUCUGACUAAAUUUUGACUGACUACAUCGAUUUGCGCACUUGAUUGAGCUUUGCUUUGAGCGUUUCCUGUUUAUACAUUUUGAUCCAUAGUCACCACGAAUCACAGCCGCACAAGAUCGACGAAACGAGCGAAGGAGGGAGCAUAGAUUGCAAACACUAACGAUAAAAGGUAGAAGGUUUCAAUGUAUUUGUUGCGUGUAGUCCGUAAACUACCGUUACGCAUUCUACUACAGUUUGUAGCAACUCUCCGCGAUGAAUAUUCGUCACGGUUCACAAUGAAAAUAAAAUACUCUAAAGGCGUUUUCGAGAAAC
This is a messenger RNA of Anopheles moucheti, 3124 nucleotides long. RefSeq names its product sodium/potassium/calcium exchanger 3-like. The coding region runs from base 585 to 2330 and encodes 581 amino acids. NCBI's taxonomy places the organism in Eukaryota, Metazoa, Arthropoda, Insecta, Diptera, Culicidae. The record is from RefSeq and is a predicted model, not a curated record. Gene Ontology annotation, biological process: intracellular calcium ion homeostasis; calcium ion transmembrane transport. The transcript has 6 exons. Gene Ontology annotation, cellular component: membrane. Gene Ontology annotation, molecular function: calcium channel activity; calcium, potassium:sodium antiporter activity.